This is a messenger RNA of Schistosoma margrebowiei, 1514 nucleotides long. The record is from the annotation of a GenBank genome assembly. Lineage: Eukaryota; Metazoa; Platyhelminthes; Trematoda; Strigeidida; Schistosomatidae.
CUACAAUAAAAGGUGAAUAUAUAAAUGAACAAGAAAUAAAUUCAAUUUAAUUCAUAAUUUUGAUACAUACAAUAAGUUUUACAUUUAGUAACUGAACUAAUUCCAUCAUGAUUCAUUCUGUCUUCAUUUUAUUGUUGGUUGUACAAACUGCGAUUUUUUCAGUUGAAUCAAACAAAAUAAAUUUAGUUGCUAAGAAAAAUAUUGAUGACAAUUCAACAUUAGCUGAAUGUGAUACAUGCUUAGCAGGGAUGAAUUUAGUUCACUACAUUCUUUCAGAAAAUUAUUGGGUAGAGAUUUAUAUGAUUGCAGCACAACAAUUAUGUCAGUCUAUUCCAUCAGAAAGUCUAAGAAACACUUGCCUGAAAUAUGUGAAUAAUUACCUUAAUAAUACUUUGAAAAUACUGGCUACAGCAGUGAAUCCUGAUUACAUUUGCAAGGCAUUACAAGCUUGUACAAAUGAUACAAAUUCUCUAACUACUCGAAACAUCGGAGAUAAUAUAUUUUGUGAAGAAUGUAAAUUUGUUUAUAGUAGAAUACAAAGUAUUUUUACUGAUCACACAGAAAUUAAACAAUUGAAAUCUUCACUGAAAGUAAUAUGUAUACUUUAUGCUCCAAACGAAUCAGAAUGUAAUGAAGUUCUUCAAGAAUAUAUAGAUUAUGCGAUUACGUAUUUUCAACAACAUACAGCAGAUGAAUCAUGUUAUACACUUUGCUCUUUUCUAAAACUUUACAAACUUAUCUUCCAUUAACUGGAUGUUACGUAUGAUUGAAAAUUACAGAAUUGAUUAUUUUGUGUUUUUUUGUAACUGGGUUUCCUAAUUUUAAAAAAAUUGUAUGUUAUCUUUCUUUUCUCUCUCUACUUUUGAUGUUCUUCUAAGUUGUUACCUAAUAUUGAGUCUAUAAACGUUCACCUUUUAUAAAUCACAUUCUUUAAUUUGAAACAUUUAAAUAAACUAAACUUAAGUAUCAUACAAUAAUCAUUUUCAUUUUCAUAUUGUUAUUGUUUUUCUAAAUAAAAAGUUUAAAAAUAAUUUUAUGUAUUUUGUAGAAUGAAAUAACAUUAAAAGAAAAAGAAAUGAUAAAAUAUUAUAGACUAUCAGUUAAAUAAGACAGUAUCAUUGGACUUGAACUCUUUUCUAUAUUAGAAUGAGUUUUGUGGAGAAUUUAGGAAAUUUCACAGGUUGAAAUCACCGUUGGAUGCCAGCUCAGUGGUCUAAUGGUUAAGUACUUGCGCGCGAAGCCAGUAGGUCCUGGGUUUGAGCCCUGCGUGAUGCGGGAUCGUGGAUGUGCACUGCUGAGGAGUACCGUACUAGGACGAAACGCCGUCUUCCAUGGUGGUCUAGCUUCAAUUGACUCAUGAUUUCAAUCUUUUCUGUAUUGUUCAAUUAGUCGAAACUGUAAAUAAGGUCUCGUUGUCAUGACAACUAAACUAUAAAUAAUUUACUAAAAAAACACUACUUUUUUGAAGUAGAAAUGUAUAAGCAUUAAAAAAACUGAAAAUAAUUACAACGCAG